ACUGACCUACGGUGGAGGUUUCGGUCGUCUGUGCAAGUCAGAAGGGGAAACGCGAAGGGGGCACAGAAGCCCCUUAAGCUGCUGUCUGGGCCUGCCACCCCCAGAGUCAUCCACAAACUGUGAAGUCAGAUGUGCCGCGCCCCUCCCCUCCUCGGGGCCGCCUGGAAAGGAGCGGGCGGGAGGAGGGAGCCCUGGCACAUCACUCGGGCUUGGGCCGUGUGAGCAUCGGGCGCGCACUGUUAGGACCGGGGGGGUCGGGGAAUCAGUCCCGGACAGGCCUCUGCGAGAGGACAGCAGAGGAAGGCACCUUCCCCCUACGCGACCCCGUCUGCGCUGGCGCUCGGUAGGCCGUCGGGGUGGUGGCAACUGCGGCGCGGGGCGGGGCGCCGCGACCCCCGUCCUUCCGGGGCAGAGCCGCUCGCGUCGCCUCCGCCCCCUCGUCGCAGUAGUCCUCGCCCGGCUGGCUCGGCCUCGCGGCGCGGGGACCCGGCGGCGCCGCAGACCCGGCCGGCCCGCGAGCCAUGGCCCAGCCCGGCGAGGAGGCGCUGUCCGGGCCCGAGACUGCGGUGCAGAUCCGCGUCGCCAUCCAGGAGGCCGAGGACGUAGAGGAGCUGGAGGACGAGGAGGAGGAGGGGGCGGAGGCGCGGGGCUCGGGGGACCCCUCUCGGUACCUCAGCCCAGGCUGGGGCAGCGCCAGCGAGGAGGAGCCGAGCCGCGGGCACAGUGGCGCCACGACAAGUGGGGGCGAGAACGAGCGUGAAGACCUGGAGCAGGAGUGGCAGCCCCCGGACGAGGAGUUAAUCAAGAAACUGGUGGAUCAGAUCGAAUUCUACUUUUCUGAUGAAAACCUGGAGAAGGACGCCUUCCUGCUAAAGCACGUGAGGAGGAACAAGCUGGGGUAUGUGAGUGUCAAGCUACUCACAUCCUUCAAAAAGGUAAAACACCUUACACGGGACUGGAGAACCACAGCACAUGCCUUGAAGUACUCAGUGACCCUCGAGUUGAAUGAGGACCACCGGAAGGUGAGGAGGACCACCCCUGUCCCACUCUUCCCCAGCGAGAACCUCCCCAGCAAGAUGCUCCUGGUCUAUGACCUCUACCUGUCCCCUAAGCUCUGGGCCCUGGCCACCCCCCAGAAGAAUGGAAGGGUGCAGGAGAAGGUGAUGGAACACCUGCUCAAGCUCUUCGGGACCUUUGGAGUCAUCUCGUCGGUGCGAAUCCUCAAACCCGGGAGAGAGCUGCCUCCUGAUAUCCGGAGGAUCAGCGGCCGGUACAGCCAGGUGGGGACCCAAGAGUGCGCCAUUGUGGAAUUCGAGGAGGUGGAAGCGGCCAUCAAAGCCCAUGAGUUCAUGAUCACAGAAUCUCAGGGCCGGGAGAGCAUGAAAGCUGUCCUGAUUGGUAUGAAGCCACCCAAAAAGAAACCAUCCAAAGAGAAGAACCAGGAUGAAGAACCCACGUCGAGCAUCCACCUGAACAAGUCCCUAAACAGGAGAGUUGAGGAGCUUCAGUACGUGGGGGAUGAGUCUUCCGCCAACAGCUCCUCCGACCCCGAGAGCAAUCCCACGUCCCCUAUGGCUGGCCGGCGCCAUGCAGUCGCCAACAAGCUCAGCCCUUCUGGCCACCAGAAUCUCUUUCUGAGCCCGAAUGCCUCCCCGUGCUCAAGUCCUUGGAGCAGCCCCUUGGCUCAACGAAAAGGCGUUUCCAGAAAAUCCCCACUGGCUGAAGAAGGUAGGCCGAACUCCAGCACCAGUCCUGAGACCUUUCGCAAGUGCAUGGAUUAUUCCUCGGACAGCAGCGUCACUCCCUCUGGCAGCCCCUGGGUUCGGAGGCGCCGCCAGGCUGAGAUGGGGACACAGGAGAAGAGCCCCAGAGCGAGUCCCCUGCUCUCUCGGAAGAUGCAGACUGCAGAUAGGCUACCUGUGGGGGUGCUGAGGUUGCCCAGAGGCCCUGACAACACCAGAGGAUUCCACAGUGGACACGAGAGGAGCAGGGCCUGUGUAUAAAUACCUUCUAUUUUUAUUACCAGCUCCAUUGAAAACCUCCUCUGUUUUCAAGGUUCUGACAAAUACCUGGCAUGACAUAGAGUGAAAUUAAGUCCCAUUGAAAGAUUUUGUAUACGUGUAGACCUCUUAAUUUAUAUGUUUGUAAUAUAUAUGAAUUGCCUGGUAUGCUCUGGUUUUAAGACCCUCUUCUAGUUCAGAGCACCCAUUCCUCCCAGCAUGACCAUUAUUUUGAUGAUGCCCAACGUGUGUGAAUGGCUCUGGAGGGCUGUGGGGCAGAGGCUGCCCAGAGAGGGCCUGGCAGUGGGUCUCUUCUUCGUGGCAGGGUUCUUCUCUCCAGUGACUGAGCCAUCCUCAGUUGGCCAUGCAAGGGCUUCUUGAAAGCCCAGAGGAGUUCUGUUGUACGACAGCAACUAGUUAAGCCAGUAGCAUGGUGUUUUAUACCACCAAAUGUAUGUUUCCUGUCAAGUGAAUAAAUAAUAAAACACCUAA
Messenger RNA from Globicephala melas (long-finned pilot whale), 2492 nucleotides. It is a transcript of the gene LARP6, whose product is annotated as La ribonucleoprotein 6, translational regulator. The record is from RefSeq and is a predicted model, not a curated record. NCBI's taxonomy places the organism in Eukaryota, Metazoa, Chordata, Mammalia, Artiodactyla, Delphinidae. Gene Ontology annotation, biological process: RNA processing. Gene Ontology annotation, cellular component: nucleus. Gene Ontology annotation, molecular function: mRNA binding.